This is a messenger RNA of Loxodonta africana (African savanna elephant), 6758 nucleotides long. It is a transcript of the gene DNAAF5, whose product is annotated as dynein axonemal assembly factor 5. Gene Ontology annotation, biological process: inner dynein arm assembly; cilium movement; outer dynein arm assembly. Bases 2 to 2578 code for a protein of 858 amino acids. Gene Ontology annotation, cellular component: cytoplasm. The record is from RefSeq and is a predicted model, not a curated record. Lineage: Eukaryota; Metazoa; Chordata; Mammalia; Proboscidea; Elephantidae. Gene Ontology annotation, molecular function: dynein intermediate chain binding. The transcript has 13 exons.
GAUGGCGGCGCUGGUGGCAGCGGAUGCCCCGGCGCCCCCGGGCCCGGCCGAGACGGCGGAGGCAGCGGAACUGAGCCGCGCCCUGAGCCGCCUGCUGCCGGGGCUGGAGGCAGAGAGCAAGCUGGGGCGGCGGCGCGCGCUGGAGGCCCUGCAGCGCGAGCUGGAGGCGGCGCGGCCCGGGUCGCCCGACACCGCGGACGACGCCGCCGCCUUCCAGGGCCCCUGGGCGCGCCUGCUGCUGCCGCGCCUGCUGCGCUGCCUGGCCGACCCGGCCGAGGGCUGCCGCGCGCUGGCCGCGCACCUGUUGGACCUGGGCCUGCGGCGAGCAGCACGGCCCCAGGACGCCCUACCGCGCCUACUGCCUGCGCUCGCGGCUCGCCUGGUCGGCCCCGAGGCCACGCGCCGGGCGCCGCCCGAGCCGUGCGAGGAGCUGCGCCUGGCGCUCGUGCAGCUGCUCGGCCUGGCUGUGAGCCUGGGAGGCGCCGCGCUCGCUCCCUACCUCGACGACGCGGUGCGCGUGCUACGCUGCACGCUGCUCGACCCCUUCGCCGCCGUGCGCCGCGAGAGCUGCGCGUGCGCCGCCGCACUGGCGCGCGCCACGCCAGAGCAUUUCCACAUGCAGUCUGAGUCCCUGGUGGGCCCACUGAUGCAGACCGUCGCCCACCAGCACUGGAAGGUCCGUGUGGCUGUCAUUGAGGCCACUGGCACAGUCAUCCAGUUUGGCAACGGGAAGUCCGUAGACGACGUGCUCUCUCAUCUGGCUCAGCGGCUGUUUGAUGAUGUCCCACAGGUGCGGCAGGCGGUGACCUCCGUGGUGGGAGGCUGGCUGCUGGGGCUGCGGGACCGGUACUCCUUCUUCCACAAGCUCAUCCCACUGUUGCUGAGCAGCCUGGACGACGAGCUCCCCGAGAUCAGGGAGUUGGCCGCCAGCCUCUGGGAGAAGGUUGGCUUGCAGUGGCAGAAGGAGAACGAGGAGGACCUGAAGGACAAGCUGGACUUCGCCACCCCCCCACCCCCCCACUACCCGCUGCAAGAGAGCCGCCCAGGCCUGGGCUGCCGGGAGCUCGUCUUCAGGAACCUCUCCAAGAUCCUGCCAGGCCUCUGCCGGGACCUGGCUGACUGGGUGGUGGGCACCAGGGUCAAGGCCGCACAGCUGCUGGCUGUGUUGCUCCUGCAUGCAGAGGACCAUGCCACACAGCACCUAGAGCCUGUCCUCCGGGCCCUGCAGCACGCCUGUGCUGACGAGGAGACCGCCGUGGUCAGCAGCUCCACUAAGUCGGCAGAGUUCAUCGGAACCUUUGUCAACCCGGAAGUGUUUCUGAAGUUAAUCUUGUCGCCAUUGAAGAAGUCACCCUCUGCCUCCAGCCUGCUGGUCCUGGCCUCGGUCCUCCGGGGCUGCCCUCGAGAAGCCCUGCAGCCCCACCUGAAGGCCAUUGCCACAGAGCUGGCCCAGGCCCACAUCUGCCAGGCGUCCGAGAACAAGCGUUACCUGGAGCACCUGCUGCUCUGCGUGCAAACCCUGAUCACCGCGUGUCGGGAGGACUGCUCUGCAUGCAGCCUGCAGCUCAUGCAAGUGCUGGUGGCCAUCCUGGCUGCCUCCGGCGCCGCAGACCUGGAUGAGAAGGUGCAGGAGACAGUGGGCUCGCUGGCCGUGGCAGAGGGCUCUCAUGGGCCCCAGGACGUCUACCAGAAGCACAUGGGUGCACUGAUGGAGUGGGUGACGGCCUCGCAUGGUGACUGGACCGUGUACUCCGCGGAGCUCGCGCAGUUUGGUGUGCUCAUCACUCAGGCAGGCCCCGCCGUGGGAGAGGCCCUUCAGUACCUGAUCCCUACCCUCAGGAGCUGCCUGCAGCCCACCAGGGACCCCCAGAUGCGCCUGAAGCUUUUCUCCCUCCUGUCGAAAGUACUGCUGAGAGCCAGGGAGACGGUGGACUCGAAAGGGCACUUCCACAGCCAUUUCAAGACACUGGUGACAGACAUCCUGGUCCCCAACCUGCAGUGGCAUGCUGGAAGGACUGCUGCAGCCGUCCGCACAGCUGCCGUGUCUUGCCUCUGGGCGCUCAUCAGCUCCGGGACCCCAUCCACCGACCAGAUCCUGGAGGUACAGGGGGUGCUGAUGCCGCAGAUGGUGACCACCCUGGAGGAGGACUCCCAGAUGACCCGGCUGAUCUCCUGCCGCAUCAUAAAUCUGUUUUUACAGACCUCUGGUGACACACGUGAGCCAGAGAAGCUCCUCAAGACCUACCCAGAACUCUUAAAACGCCUCAACGAUGUUUCCAACGAAGUGAGGAUAGCGGCUGCCACCACCUUAAUCACCUGGCUGAAGUGUAUCCCCAAUGACGAUGGCAAGUCCUACUAUCAGAGUAACAUCCAGUAUCUGUACAAGGAGCUGCUCGUGUACCUCGACGACGCAGAGCCAGCCGUCCAGGACGCAGUCUUAGAGGUGCUCAAGGAGGGUAGCAUCCUAUUCCCCGAGAUCCUGGUGCAGGAAACAGAGGCCGUCCUUCACAAGCACCGCUCCCCCGCCCUCUGCCAGCAGCUCUUGCAGCACGUGCAGGCCCUGGCAGCCGCGUGCUAACGGGUUCUCAGAGCACCUCAGUCCAGCGUUGGGAGCCAGUGCCAGCCUUCGUCCUUAUCUGGACUGGAAUUUGAGCCUUCAAACAUCUGAAACAGGGCAUCUCUUCGUCAACAGCGAGGGCUCUCACAAGUGAGACUAUGACAGCAAGAAGAAUGUAGUCCCCACGCAAUGUGUCUCCUGGGACAAGUGUUCUAGCCCGCCCCUUCCCGAAACAGUGCUCACCAGCGGGGUCUCUAUUUUUCUGUCUAUUCAUACUGUUCAUUGAGAGGUCUGCCGAUGACCUACGAUAAUUUGAAGUUAGAGCUAAAUGGCAACUAGCCAUCCUGGCAGCUAGAUCAGCUCUACUGUUACUUCCUUUUUUAGGCGCAAGUGCACUGCUAGGGUCCUGGUUCUGCCUGCUGAAAUGCCCAGUAAGAAUAUUCUUGACCAUUUUUAAAAAGCCAAAGAAAUACAAAGAUUUUUCAUUUUUCUUUGGGUUCUAUCUCCUGAAACUUACUAUCUAGGUGAGCAGACCAAAAGGAAUUUGAAAUCUUAAGAACUGUCAUCCAUGAAAUUUCUCAUUUUAAAUAUACUGGAAUUUCAAGUGUUACCUGGAUACAAUAUUUUUGGUGUAGCCAGUAAUGCUCAUACUGGCUUAUAGUGUUGAAAAUAGAAUCAGAUAUCAUUUUGGUUGCUCUCUUUUAACUAGCAGUAAAGUAAAAUUGCAUCUAACUCUAGCACUUUCUACACCCAAGUGCCUAAAAGAUUAGUUUCAAGUGAGUAUUUUUUCUAUAAGCCAGUAUUUACCUUAACAUAAGGGCAAAAAAUGCUGUGUAUUUUCCAACGAUCGAAUAUUAACAUUUAUGUUUUGGUGUUUGAAAUUUUAAUUAAAACUAUUUAUACUUUUUUUGUGGGCUUGGUAAUUAAUCAGCAUUUUUAGAAACAGCUAAUUUUUUCCCUAGAGUAACCUCAACAUGAUCCAGUCUGAAGAGUUCUGAGCUCCUGGGCUGGGAGAGCUGCGGAGUCUCCACUUGGUGUAGUGUCCUCUCUGGACACCAGGUGGCAGGAGUGCCAAAGCAGUCAGGACUCCACUAGGGCAUCCUAAGGCUGCCCUCAGGUCUUACCUUGAGUGGGACUAGGGGGGAAUAAGGCCAGGGGAGAGGAGGGGAUCUGAAUCUACACCAUGGACUCAGGUCCUUGCAGCCCAGGCCUCGUGGAGAUACAUCCCUUGUGCUGCAUGUUGGCAUCACCCUUCUGUUCCCAUCAAAGUCUCUGAAGUUGUCCUCUUCAAAACUGGUUUCUGAGCCCAGUUUCCAUAAUUGAUGGCCACAGGGGUUUAGAAUGCCCGUUAAAUACGCUCUUCGACCAAUUCCUAAGUUUCCCUUUGCCUUCUUUCUCUGCAAUUUUCUUGAAGGUUCUUUAAGAGCUGGAGUCUGUGGCCCUAGCCCAGACUACCUUGUCCCUCUAGGGCAGGCCCCAGCACUCAGCCCUCCAGGUGAUUCUGGUGUGUGAGAGUCUCUGCCUGAGCACCAAGCAUUGGACUAUCCAGCUCUCUCUUCUGUCUUUAGUCAGCCAUUAGGUGUCACAAGAACCAAAACUAAAUGGCAGAGAGCUUGGCUGAGAGGACAACACGAGCUGAAGUACACACUCAACUCCUGGUCAGCAGUGGGCCUGCCUUGUGAGAACAGGGGUGAGUUGGUAUGCCAACGGUGUGGCUGUCCAGCCUGGCUACCAGGCUGGCUGACAUAGUCUGCGAGUGGGAAAAUGUGUAAAGACGUAUUAGCAGUGCAUUGUACAUUUUUAAAGAGAAAUACUCAGAGACAGCAGUACGGUGAAUCCGUGUGACUUCGCACAAUGUUAACAGGUUACACAUGUUCAGAGAAAAACACAAUUUCAGUCUACAGAGGGUUAAUCUAAACUGAGAAGCACCAUGUCCAUCCCUCUCCACUUCACUAAAUGCUUUGAGAUUCUUGUCAACUCCUCAUUCAACUCAGUCAGCAAAUAUUUACGGAGCCCCUGGCAAUCCCAUGGCGGGUGGUGGGGAAGCAGGACAAAUAAAAUGCAGCCCCUGAAGCUUACCGCUUUCCUGAGGUAUAAUGUACAUACCACAAAACUGACUUGUUCUAAGGGUGAGUUUUAGUAAAUUUACAGAGUUGUGCAACCACUACCGCAAUCCAGUUUUAGAACACUUCCUUCAACCCAAAGAGUUCUGAUUUGUAAAUCAGAAACCGAAUUGACACGGGGUGAUAUUCUUGGCUCAAAGGCCAGCACACCUGUUUCUCCUGCAUAGAGAAGCCUGUUCAGGAUGUCAAAGCGAAAGGUUUAUCAAAAGUUUGUCUUGCUCCAGACUUAAUGGUCUGACUGAGACUGGGAGGACCCUGGUGGUCAUGGCCCCCAGACCUUCUGUUGACCCAGGACAGGAACCAUUCCCAAAGCCAACUCUUCAGACAUGGAUUGGACUGGACAAUGGGUUGGAGAGGGAUGCUGGUGAGGAGUGAGCUUCUUGGAUCAGGUGGACACUUGAGACUAUGUUGGCAUCUCCUGCCUGGAGGGGAGAUGAGAGGGUGGAGGGGGUUAGAAGCUGUAGAAAUGGACACGAAAAGAGUGGAGAGAGACAGUGGGCUGUCUCAUUAGGGGGAGAGUAAUUGGGAGUAUGUAGCAAGGUGUAUAUAAGUUUUUAUGUGAGAGACUGACUUGAUUUGUAAACUUUCACUUAAAGCACAAUAAAAAAUUUUUUUAAAAGUUUGUCUUGUUGAGAAAUGAAAACACAGAGAUCUGUAUGCAAGUGUUCACAGCAGCCUUAUUCUAGUCCCAAACUGGAAGCGAUCCAAAUGCUUAUCAAGUUGCAAAUGGGUAGACUGUAGUAUACCCAUACAACGGAACACUACAUUGCAAUAAAAAAGAACAACUGACUGAUACACGCAGCAACGUGGAUGGCUCUCAGACAUUAUGCUGAAUCAAGACAGACAGACGAGAGUGCGUGCUGUAUGGUUCAAAUGGUAUUCUGUAACAGGCAAAGCCGUUCUACAUCUCUCUUAUGGAAUCAACGAUGGGUAUAUAGAAGCUUAUUAUGCUUUUCUCUUUGUGUAUGUGUGUGCGAAAUGUUUCAUAAUGAGAAGUAUUAAAAACGUUCAAAAAACACCAUCUGGCUGACCUUGGAAUGCAGAGGCUAAAAUUGAGCACUCGGGGAGGCUGGCUCCUCCAGAUAGGAGCAGGAAGCAUGGCGUACCCUUGAUCAAAGGCUUGUCUUUCCACUAACCUCCCAACCAGCCUGGGAGCUUCUCUUUUUCACUUUUUCCAUUUUCCAGGAUUCUCUAAAGAGCUAGUGUUGUCCAGACUUCGAGGCACUGCCCGUGGGAUAUCAGACAUAAGAGAAGGACAUCACUGGAUGUUACGUAGGGUGACGGGCUUUCCAUUGUUGUCCUCCAGACUUUGAAUCAUUGAUCAUUUUAAAAACAUCUUAAGAGGCCAUGGGCAGUGCUGUUGUGGAUAGCUCUUGUUACCACAGAGGGUACCCUGUCAGUCUCCUUUGACUUAAGCAUGUCCUUGGCCCUUGCACUCCCAGAGUCUGACUCUUUCCUGUGACUUUUCCUGUAAGAAAAUGAUGGUGCCAGGAGCCAGCUUGGACGCGGAGGCCAAGGCAAACGCACUUGUUCAUUUGUUCUCAGGCUUCCACUCAAGGGUUUUCUUAAUGACUUAGAAAGUGUAAUUUGAAGAGACAAGGCAGUUGCUGGUUCUUGGCUGACAACAAAUGGUAACUUUAGACAGAAGAAUCUGUUUAGAAUUCUGGGUGUUCUCCUCCUGGCCUAAUUGCAGGCACUUUUAUCCUUUAGGGCCAUGUGUUAGUUUCCUUGUAUUUCUGUUCUUCAGAAAGUGAGUUGACAGUUUCAGCUAAGAUAGAAGGUAAAGAGGUGAUAAUGACGACAAAAUGUAAAAUGCGGGACAGGACAAUGGCCUUUUAAACUAGUGUAGAGGAACUAGGCCUUGUGCAAAAGGUUGGCACUUUUUUGGAUACUCCAAAUGAUAGGCUUUAGAAGUGAGGUUUUCCUCCUUGAGUCCAAUUCUUUCAAGUGCUAUGUCUAUGCCAGGGUAUUUCAGUUUUAAUAUAAAUACACGAGUCCUGCUGACCCUGCAACUGUGGGUGACAAAGGCUGUGUAAACAAUGCCUACAACCUAUUGGAAAUGGUUGUUCUGGGACUUC